Messenger RNA from Salvia miltiorrhiza (redroot sage), 1549 nucleotides. Its product is annotated as MICOS complex subunit MIC10-like. Gene Ontology annotation, cellular component: mitochondrion; MICOS complex; mitochondrial inner membrane. Bases 196 to 465 code for a protein of 89 amino acids. The record is from RefSeq and is a predicted model, not a curated record. The transcript is spliced from 3 exons. NCBI's taxonomy places the organism in Eukaryota, Viridiplantae, Streptophyta, Magnoliopsida, Lamiales, Lamiaceae.
CAAUGGAAAAAAGAAAAGCGGAAAAAUUUAGAAAUUCAGACACAUAGCGUAACCCUGGGUUGAAACGGAGAGAAGUUUGUUGUUGAUUGAGAGGGGGAUAGAUUCCAGAGUCAAAUUGUAGCGAUUUUGUUGAAAACAACUCAAAAUGGUUGAAAACAGAGCUGAGAUUCCUGAGAAAUACGAUUUGAAUGCGAAAUGGGAUGCCUGUGUCGAUUUGAGCGUGCACCGCUUCGUGUACUCGUCAUUCACCGGCGGUUUCGUCGGACUUCUUUUCUUCCUUUAUCGAUCAAUUUCACCAAUCAGUCAGCUAUGUUGAAUGUUGCACUAGGAAGUCCUGUAACACGUUGGGCUUCUGUAGCAUUUGGUGUUGGGGUGGGGAUCGGCUCUGCAUACUCUGAAUGCGCUAAAAAAUUUAAUACAUCUGCACCGAAAUUGACUCCUCUGCCUGAGGCUGGAGAUGAAUAAAGCAACGACAACUUCAGAGCAUGUUUUCAUAGGAUUUCAACUUUCAUUUCCAUAUAUUUGCCUUUUGUCUACUCAGAGAAUGUAUUGCCAGGAUUUCUGCUUAAAUAACAUAGCGAUUUAUUGCAUUGUUUUCAUGAAUGCGAGCUCUUUCUUUUGAAUCUCUGUCCGGGAGAAGCUGAACACAAGACAAAAGAAGAUAAUAAUCAGUAUUGUUUCGAGAUAAUUGAAGAGGACAUGUUUCCUGUCUAUCAAUGCUCUUAUUUCCCUCCUGAGUAUACACUAAAAGAAUUCUCGGUCCGAUGUUCGGAUUGAAUCUCUAAUGAGUUUAUCGGAGAACUUUUUACACAUUUUUUGUCUUUUUUUUUGGGAUCGAUUGGAUUUGACUGAACCAAUCAAAUGCCACUCGUUGUGGGAGAUUGCCUUGCUCCCUAUUCAUGGAUGUUGGCUCGUAUUUUCGAGGUUAAUUUUACUUACCUUUUGGCUCUUCCAUGUUUUGGAUAUAGUUGCUUUGCUAUAGUAUGUUAAUCAUCAAUAACUAGUUCAUUAUAUUUCAAUAAAGAAUAUGUAUACUUUAUUCUCUUUUGAUAGACUCAACCGAAAAUAGUUCAAAUCAAACCUGAUAAGUUAGUAUAACUAAACUGUCUCUAAAUGCUCAAGAACUCUUCCUUCUUUUUUCGUUUUUCUUUUUCACAAAGAUCAAAUCAUAAAUUGAAAAACAAGUUUGUUUCCUCAUCCUAUUCACAACUCAUUAUUGAUUCUUGAGUCGAUUUUUUUUAGUUCUAAUGGUGCAUGGUUUGAUAAAUAUAGGAGAAGAACACACUCCCAGCAGAGAAGAAGGAUGACCAGAAGACUGUUGAUGCCCCCUUGUUAAAGGCUUUGGAGGUGUCCCAGAUUUGAAGGCUUAUUUCGGGGCAAGGUUCUCGUUGAAGGCCGGCAUGAAUUGGCGUUUUAGAGGAGAAGUGCGUUUGAGACAUAGCAGUAUUUUUUAUCUGCUUUUGUAUCCUUUGAACCUAAUCAUGUUAGGGCUUGUAUUGAGAACAAAUAUUUCUCUCUGGUAUAAACGUUAUGAAAGUUUUGCUUGCCA